Molecule: messenger RNA, 3036 nt
Organism: Cygnus olor (mute swan)
Lineage: Eukaryota; Metazoa; Chordata; Aves; Anseriformes; Anatidae
Gene: NOX4
Product: NADPH oxidase 4
Exons: 17
Coding region: 142-1809 (555 amino acids)
Biological process (GO): defense response; superoxide anion generation
Cellular component (GO): plasma membrane; NADPH oxidase complex
Molecular function (GO): superoxide-generating NAD(P)H oxidase activity
Source: RefSeq, a predicted model, not a curated record
GGGGAGGACCGGCUGAGCCCGGCUGAAAAGGAGGGCUCACCCUCCCGUCGCACCCCUAAACCUCGUUCCCGGGUCGUGCCGGUGCUUUUUGUGGUGGGCAGAUCCCCUGCACCCCGCCCCCCCACACACACUUGAGGCACCAUGGCGGUGUCCUGGAGGAGCUGGCUGGCCAACGAGGGGAGCAAGCACCUCUUUUUGUUUUUCUGGCUCUCUCUCAAUGUGUGGCUCUUCUGGAAAACCUUCCUGCUCUAUUAUCGAGGGCUCCAGUACUAUUAUUUGCAUCAGAUGUUAGGGCUAGGAUUGUGUGUUAGCAGAGCUUCAGCAUCUGUCCUCAAUCUCAACUGCUGCCUGGUCCUUCUACCAAUGUGCCGUGUUCUCUUGGCCUUCCUCCGAGGGUCUCAGAAGGUUGCCAGCAGGAAAACCAGAAGGCUGAUAGACAAAAGUAAAACUUUCCAUGUGACAUGUGGUGUAACAAUAUGCAUCUUUUCAGUCUUACAUGUUGCUGCUCAUCUGGUGAAUGCUCUUAACUUCUCUGAGAACUACAAUGAAGACUUUCUGGCAAUAAAUGCAGCACACUAUCGUGGUGAGGACCCAAGGAAACUGCUUUUUGCUACUGUUCCAGGUCUGACUGGAGUCUUUAUGGUGCUAGUAUUAUUCCUAAUGUGUACAGCUUCUACGUAUGCCAUCAGCGGAGUGCUCAAGUACCAAACCAACUUAGAGGAACACCCUCCUGGUUGCUUUAAUCCUAACAAAACACUCCGAGAGAAUAUGACAGUGCCAAAGGCUUUUGAAGAGCCGUUUCCUAACCAUACUACUGAACCUUUCCCAGAGGACUUAUCAGUACCAGAAACCUUUAUACAAAAUAACUUUAUGAGAAUUUGUUCCGAGGAACCCAAGUUCCAGUCACACUUCCCAGAGACCUGGUUUUGGAUUUCUGGACCUCUCUGCUUGUACUGCGUAGAACGGCUGUACCGCUACAUCCGCAGCAAUAAGCCGGUCACAAUAACUUCAGUGAUAAGCCAUCCCUCCAAUGUCCUUGAAGUAAGGAUGAUCAAAGAUGACUUUCAAGCAAGGCCUGGCCAGUAUGUUAUUCUACACUGUCCAAGAGUGUCUGGACUGGAAAGCCAUCCAUUCACCCUUACAAUGUGCCCUACAGAUACCAAAGCAACGUUUGGGGUCCACCUUAAAGUAGUAGGAGACUGGACAGAAAGAUUUCGGGAUUUACUGCUUCUACAUUCAAAUCAAGACACAGAGAUUCUGCCCAUCUUUCAGCAGAGGUGCUAUCCCAAACUGUAUGUGGAUGGACCUUUUGGAAGUCCCUUUGAGGAAUCCCUGAACUAUGAGGUCAGCCUCUGCGUGGCUGGUGGUAUUGGAGUUACGCCAUUCGCAUCGGUACUCAACACACUGCUUGACGGCUGGAAACGCUACAAGCUGAGAAGACUCUACUUCAUUUGGGUGUGCAGGGAUGUUGAAUCUUUCCGCUGGUUUGCAGAUUUGCUCUGUAUGCUGCAUGACAAGCUUUGGCAAGAGAAUCGACCAGACUAUAUAAAUAUCCAGCUGUACCUCAGUCAAACAGAUGGAAUACAGAAAAUAAUUGGUGAAAAAUAUCAAGCCCUAAACUCGAGGCUUUUGAUUGGACGACCCCGGUGGAAGCUUCUCUUCGAUGAAAUAGCAAAGUGUAACAGGCGGAAGACCAUUGGAGUUUUCUGUUGUGGACCAAACAAAAUCUCUAAGAUACUUCAUAAACUGAGCAACAGCAGCAACUCUUAUGGGACAAGGUUUGAGUAUAAUAAAGAAUCCUUCAGCUGAAAUCUGUUGGACUAGCAAGAGUCUCUAGAAGAUAAAAGUGCAAUUUUUUGUUUGUACAACUUAAAAGUUCAGCUGUGGUUUAAACAGACAGAAAUGUACCAAAGAAUAGCACAGUUUUUCUUAUUUAUGAUUAUUUAAGAGUCUGGAAAAUGAUGGACAUGGCAGUAUACCAACAAAUAAUAAGUGCUUAUGCUCAAAGCCAAAUGUGCUCACACAGUAUUUGUGGCAGCAGUGAUUCUUUGGAGUUGUUUCUGUUAAAUGAAAAGUACAAACACUGGAGAGGGACACAGUUGCUUUAAAGCCAAUGGAAGGACAAUCUGUGGAAUGUUCUUCCACUUCAGCCCUCUGAAGUUGGAUCAGUAAAUUAAACCCCAGGUUAAUCCAAAUGGCAAAACAUAGUGCAUUUCAAAGACCUAUUGCUUUUGUUGGUAUACAAACCUUAUGGCUUUGGGGUGGAGACACUCCAUAUUAAAGGUUUUAUGCAUUGCGGAAUUGAGAUUCUGUAUUUCAAAUAUACAGUGUUACUCUAGUCUGCUUCUGUCAUGGGUGUCAGUAUUCCCACCUUGAAUGAAAGAAAGGGAGGAAUUUAGGCAAAGACGGAAAUUAACCUAUGGAAAAGCAAGCACAACGAUGUAGCACCUGUGGGCGGACUCAGCCAUAUGUAUCACAGCCUUUUGGCAAGCAAACAGCUGUACAUGGAGAACUCUGUAUCUUGCAUCAAUUCAGCGUUCAGUGAGUUUGCAAAAGAAGUGUGAUUUGUGCAGCCAGAAAGAUGGAGCAAAAAAAAGUAAUUAAUGGGAGGAGACAGGACAUGACGUUUUAGUAUACCACACACCCAACAUGGAAGUUGCACUCACUUUGCACUCACAUGCCCUGAAUGUCAAAUACUUAUUAAAGCAUUCAGAUGUUCUUACUGAUUGUUCUUACAAUGAAGCAGGUUGAAAAUCCAGUUUUAGAAAUUGCAGAUUGUCUUUGGUUGAUUGUGAUCCUUGGACUACCUUCACUGGAGUCAGGCUUGUUUAUUCAGUCACACUGGUGUCCCUGCAACCAGGAUCCGGCCAGAUCUACAGCAGAGUAGGAGUGAGGCCUUCGUUUCUGUGGCUCUUGACAUCUUGUGUGCAGAUCAAAACUUUGCAGAAUCAUAGAAUGGCUCAGUUUGGAAGGGACCUUAAAGAUCAUCUAACUCCACCCCCCCUGCCACAGGGAGGGACACCACCCACUAGAUCA